AAGAAGAUAAUGACGAAUUGAAUGAAUAUUUUAUUUCAAAUACUGUAGAAUGGUCAAGAGUAUUAGAUACUUGGUUCUCAAUAAUAGAUAAUGAAGAAAAUACAAGCCAAUUAUAUUAUGAAGAUAACAAAUUAGAUACAAUCAAUUCAACCACUAGUCAAAAUUUAUUAAAUACAACUCAUCCUGCAGAUAACCAGUCUGCUAAAUAG
Racocetra persica is the source of this 209-nucleotide messenger RNA. NCBI's taxonomy places the organism in Eukaryota, Fungi, Glomeromycota, Glomeromycetes, Diversisporales, Gigasporaceae. The record is from the annotation of a GenBank genome assembly.